Molecule: messenger RNA, 3133 nt
Organism: Ziziphus jujuba (common jujube)
Lineage: Eukaryota; Viridiplantae; Streptophyta; Magnoliopsida; Rosales; Rhamnaceae
Exons: 20
Coding region: 254-2767 (837 amino acids)
Biological process (GO): negative regulation of DNA recombination; mismatch repair
Molecular function (GO): ATP binding; mismatched DNA binding; ATP-dependent DNA damage sensor activity
Source: RefSeq, a predicted model, not a curated record
UGUUUUGGUUUUUGCCCAGUAGACUCUCGGGCCACUCAGCUUUCCUGAUCCCCCUCGCUGACACUGCACCGUUGGUUUCCUUCUUCGCCUAUAAUCUAGUACCCUCCUACCGUUGGUUUCCUUCUUCGCCUAAAAUCUAGUACCCUCCUACCUUAUCCAACAGCCAAGAUUCUCUAUUUCCAUGAACUUUCCGAAUGAUUACCCGGCAGUUAUUAACCUCAAGUGACUGAUUGAGUAGGAUUUAGGAAAAACCAUGCUCUCUUGGGCAUUGUUUGGCAACCCCAUCUCCAUCUCCUUCCCUGCUCUUUCUUCUAGGCCUCAAACUGUUAGAGUUUGGUUCAAGCAACGAGCUUUCCUUCGACCCACAUCGGCUUCGGCCAACCAAUCUGUUUCUUUUCAAAACCAAACCAAGUCUUCGGUUCACCAUGACAGUCUCAGAGUCUUGGAAUGGGACAAGCUCUGCGACUGUGUUGCCUCUUUUGCCCGCACUACCUUGGGCCGUGAAGCCACUAAGGCCCAGCUAUGGUCUUUAAAUCAGACUUAUGAGGAAAGUUUGAGACUUUUGUGUGAAACCAAUGCAGCCGUUGAGAUGCACAAGCAUGGUGGUUGCUCCUUGGAUUUCAGCGGAAUCAAUGUCCUUCUGGUGAAAUCCGCAAUCCAACAUGCUCGGAGGAGUUUACCGAUGGAAGGAGAUGAGGCAAUGGCUGUUGUAUGUCUCCUGCAGUUUGCUGAAACUCUGCAGGUUAGCUUAAAAGCUGCAGUAAAGGAAGAUGCAGACUGGUAUAGACGUUUCAUGCCUCUUACAGAAGUGAUAAUGGGAUUCAUCUUAAAUCGGUCAUUGGUGAAGUUGAUAAAGCAAGUUAUAGAUGAAGAUGGUUCUGUUAAAGAUUCUGCGAGUCCUACCCUGAAACGGUCACGCGAUCAAGUUAGGACGCUUGAGAAGAAGAUAUAUCAAUUAAUGGACAGCCUAAUUAGAAAUGAAAGGAAUGAAACAUCCUCUAUGGAAGUGUAUAACAUUGAUGGCAGGUGGUGCAUAAGAUCAAGUGCUGAUAGGCUAACAAACUUUAAGGGCCUAUUGUUGCCCAGUAAUUCAGGCAUUGGAAGCAUUGUCGAGCCGUUCUCUGCCGUCCCUUUGAAUGAUGAGUUGCAGCAAGCAAGGGCAUCGGUGGCAAAGGCUGAGGCAGAUGUGCUUUCCAUGCUAACACUCAAGAUGCAAAUGGAUCUUGAUGACAUUGAAAUGCUUUUGAACAGUAUCAUCCAACUAGAUGUGGUCAAUGCUCGUGCAACCUAUAGUCUUUCUUUUGGUGGUACAUGUCCCACUAUAUUUCUUCCAGCAGGGGAUGACUUCUCAACUGCUGGUUCUAACAUGUCAGGGAACGAAACUAUGAACACACCACUCCCCAAUAAGAAGGAAUGGGUUCUGUAUCUGCCAAAAGCUUAUCAUCCUCUAUUACUUCAUCAUCAUAGGCAAAAUCUAAGGAAAGCCAGGAAGAAUUUAAAGAAUGCUUCUGCAGAAAUCAGAAGCAAUAUUCCAGUGAAAAAAGGAGAAAAAGAUGCGGAACUUUCAUCCUUGAAAAUGAAGGUUAGUGCACUUGAACAAGCUCAUCCGGUUCCAGUUGAUUUUUUUAUAGCUCAGAAAACUCGAGUUUUGGUUAUAACUGGCCCUAAUACUGGGGGUAAAACAAUUUGCUUGAAGACUGUUGGAUUAACUGCUCUGAUGGCAAAAUCAGGCCUCCAUGUUUUAUCUUCGGAAUCUGCACAUAUCCCUUGGUUUGAUUCUGUCUUUGCUGACAUUGGUGAUGAACAGUCCUUGUCCCAAUCUUUAUCCACCUUCUCUGGCCAUUUGAAACAGAUAAGUAAUAUCCAAUUAGAGUCAACAAGUCUCUCCUUGGUGCUACUGGAUGAGGUUGGUGCUGGAACGAAUCCUCUAGAGGGAGCAGCUCUGGGAAUGUCAAUACUUGAAUAUUUUGCAGAAACUGGGGCACUGUUAACUAUAGCUACCACACAUCAUGGGGAGCUUAAAACCCUGAAAUACAGUAACGAUGCAUUUGAAAAUGCAUGUAUGGAGUUUGAUGAAGUUAACCUUAAGCCAACUUACAAGAUUCUCUGGGGAGUACCAGGGCGUUCAAAUGCAAUAAACAUAGCUGAUAGAUUAGGUCUGCCUGGUGUGGUGGUGGAAAUGGCUCGUGAACUAUAUGGUGCAGCUAGUGCAGAGAUAGAUGAGGUCAUAAUUGAUAUGGAAAGAUUAAAGCAGGAAUAUCGAGAGCUUUUACAUGAUGCACAAUAUCAUCUCAUGCUCUCAAAGGAUCUGUAUGAAAAUCUAUUAGUUGCCAAAAGAAAGAUCGAGGAACAUGCUUGUAAUCAAAGAUUCAGGAAAACAAGAGUAAUAUCUGAGACUGCUGCAAUGGCACGCUCUACACUUCACAAGAAAGUUCGACAGCUUCGAGCAUCAGCAGCACUUCAACCUUUGCAACCCACUACAGCAGAUAAAAAAAGCAAGCAAAAAGUGGCCACAACUAACUCCCAUCAGACCAUCACUGACAACAGAACUGAAUCUUCUAUGGCGUAUAGGAAUAUGCCCUCCACUGAGAACAUCAACCGAUCACCCUCAGGAAAAUCCGGGCUUCCAAAGGUUGGUGAUGUGGUGCAUAUUUCUUCCCUUGGAAAGAAAGGAACAGUUCUAAAAGCCGAUCCAUUAAAAGAAGAAAUUUUGGUUCAAGCUGGUAUGAUGAAGUUGAAAGUGAGACUCAUUGAUGUUGAGAGGUGACUGUUAACGGAUCUUGUGGGGUUGUGCAAACUCAUCAACCCAUUUUCUACCUUUACACGGAUUUCUUAUUUCAUGAUGUUAUGUGGUUAUCAAUCCAAAUUGACAUCCUGACAUUGUAAAACGAAAUUAAAAGCUAUUGGUUUUAUACAGUCAUUGCCAUUGAUCAUCAACUUUACUAAUAGAAGUGGGAAAAGGACCAUUAGCUUAUCAUUCACUAGUUUGUAUAUACGUCCAAAAUGCUACGGAGAGGGUUUAAUUUUAAUUUUAAUUUACUUAUUUAUUUAUUUUGUCAUUAUAGUUUAGGUGAAACAGACAAUGUAAUCGUCCUCAUUGGUAAAGUAUAUUUGUUUUAUCAGUUAGCUCUUU